Messenger RNA from Ectocarpus siliculosus, 4971 nucleotides. The record is from the annotation of a GenBank genome assembly. NCBI's taxonomy places the organism in Eukaryota, Phaeophyceae, Ectocarpales, Ectocarpaceae.
AUGAUGGGAGCCUCACUAGAGGCAGCAACAACAACAGCAACGACGGCACGAGCGACAGGUGUCGUCGAGGAGGAGAAGGAAUCUUCAGGCAUUACCAUCGAGGUCCUACAGCAGCACUUCCAUCAGCCUCUGAUGGCCGUCGCCGAUGAGCUCGGCGUCAGCCUGACGAUGAUCAAGAGACUAUGUCGCAAGCUUGGCAUGCCGCGGUGGCCGUUCAGGCAAAUCGACUCUAUCAACAAAGCUAUGGAGGACCUUCAUGACCAGCUCGAGGGUGCAAGGACCGAGGCAGAUCGAGCCAGGUAUUGCAAGGCCCUGGAGGACGCUGAGAAAAAGAAGCAGCUCAUCACUCGAGGCGCGGCGGCGGGCGUCGAUCCUAACGUGCGCAAUGCCCUCUACCUGGCGGACACGGCAAACGUCUCGGAAGACGAUAUUUUCGGCAACCCGGAGCUGAUGUCCAAGCUCAGCGACGCGCUCAAGACCAUCACGAAGCGCAAGCGGGUCAAGGGGAAGCCUCUCGUGGACCUCAUCGCUACCGUCCAGCGGGAUGGCUCCCUGCCGGCUUGCGUCCAGGGCAGCACUCCGGUGUCCGCGAGCGUCGAGGCCUCGCGCGCGCGGGCGCGCGCGAACGGCGAGGGCUUCUCGCACGACGCCCUCCUCGACAGCCCCGCGAGCAGCUGCGCCACCCUCGUGGCCGGUAGCAGCCCCGGUCCGGGCGAGGGCCCGUUCUCCCCCGGAGGAGGCUCGCUGUCGGGGAGGUACUCGCCGGCGGCGGCGGGCGGCGGCAGCGGUGUGAACGGCACGGCGGCGGCGGCAACCAGGGCGACCGGCGUGGUGCUGCAGCAGCCCCCGUCGUUCGCCUUCCGGCCCUCGGGAGCGGCGGGUACCCCGAGCGGUGGCGGCGCGGGAUAUCCUCACGGUAUGGGACAGCGUCAGCCCUCGCCGGCGGGGGGUCAUCGGCCCCGACCGAAGGAGCGCCUCUCGAUCACGUCGUCGGUGGCCUCGACGGACAUCGAGAGCCUGGACACGUCGCACCUCUUGGAGUUCGACGACGAUGACGACGACGAGGCGGUGCCGUACGGCGGCCCGGGGUACGCCGCGCCGGCCGGAGACCUGGGCUGCGUCCCUUCCGCGGCGGGCGGCGUCGGCUCAGGCCCAGGCGCCGCCGGAGCUGCCGGCGGGGCCGGGAACCGCGUCUCGCCGGAAGACCUGCAGGAGCUGGAGGAGGCGCUGCUGAUGGACAACUUCUCCGGGCUGAUGGACGGGAUCCUGGAAGGGGAGGAAAUUCCCAGCGGGGUCCCGAAGAUGGAGGGCCUCGAAAAUAUGAACUUCUCCGGCCUGUUCAACAGCGGGGCGCAGCCUCUCACGCGCACGGGGGGGCAUGCAGCCAAUAGCGGCCCCGGUAUCGGCGCCGGCGUGCCUCGCGGCACCCCGCGCUCGGCGGGAGCCGCCGGGUCGCCGCGCGUGCAGAUGUUCGGCGGCCGUAGCGUCCCCUCUCCUAACCAUGCCGCCGGCUCGGCGUCUCCCGUUGGGACGAGGAAGGGGUACUCGCCACCGCCCCAGACGCCGGGGACGCCGGGGACUCAAGCCACGGCCCCCGGCGGCGGGAGCGGGAGCGGGAGCGGCCGGAGACGCGGGGACGAGGCGUUCCCGGCCGAGCAGUACGCCCUUCCGUCUCCGAAGGACCCCCUCGGCUCGAACGGCCUGAUGGGGGGGCCGAGCCCCAAGUCUCGACGGGUCGGGGCGAGGGGGUUCCCGGAGAGGUUCCCCGGUUCCCCGCAGGCCGGACUUUCGCCUCACGUCGGUUUCCUCCCGCAGUCCCCCCUCAGCGGUGGGGGGGCCGCGGCCGGCGCCAACGGCAGCGCCGGCUUCAACGUGACGUGUUCUCCUCUGGGCGGGUCGGACCGCACGUACUUCCCAGCCCCGGCCGCCAGCGCGAAGGCCGCCGCUCUCGCCGACCCGUCCUCGGGCAGGGGACACCGACGCUCCAGCAGCAGCGGCUUGAGCAGCGGGUGGGGAUCGGGCCACCGGCAUGGAGGGGUGGGGGAGAGCGGUUUCGAUCCCUGUGCGACCGCUCCGAGCGGUCCUUCAGCCGCGGCAGUGGCGGCGGCAGCGGCUUGUUCGAGCGGAGCCAUGAGCGCUGGCUUCCAGGCAUCGGCUACCGCCGCCAGCAGCUCUGGCCAAAACUGGAGCGUGAGGCUCGGAGACGGUACCAAGCAGAACGGCGUUGCGACCGCCCCCAAGCCGGCGCCCCGUCAGCACGGGUGGGUGUUGUCUUCGGGGGAGGUUCAGCAGCAGCAGCAGCAGCAGCAGGGAACGAAGUCGCGGAGUUCUUCACCCUCGAUCUCCGCAAACGGGCCGCCGCAGCAGCGUCUGCCUCAGCAGCAGUCGGCAGCAUCGCGGCCAAAAACUCACGGCGUCGUGCGACGUAGGCACAGUGCCCCCAUACCCCCCGUACAGAUCUUCCCGGUGGCGUCCGGCGCCGGCGAGUUUGCCGGAGAGGAUAUCAUGGACAUGAGCUCCGCCGCUUGCUCCUCGGCUAUCAAGAUGGAGUUUCAGGCUGGAGCUGGUAGCCGGCAACCGUUGGAAGGCAUCGGCGGCGGCAGCGGCGGCGGCGGCGACGUCCUCGAGAGCUUCUCCACGAACUAUUUUGGCGCUGCCACGGGGGCCGGGGCGGCGGCGGCGGCGGCGGCGGCCGGGAAAUGGCGAGGGGGGGCACCUGCUCCCGCCGCGACAAAGAUGGGCGAGGCCGAGGGGGUGUGGUGGCAGCAUCGUCAAGCGGGGGAGGGCGGAAUGCUGCUUGAGACGUCGGCAACGGCGGCGCGAGCGCCGUCCACGGAAAUGCCCGGCAACUGCGAGUUUGAGACUACCUUCGACGACAGCGCUGGGUGUGACGACCUGAUGGACGCCCAUGUGAUGACAGCGACGUUGCCAGUGGACUUGUAACACGGAUACCCCCCCCCCCCCCCUCCCAUUCCCUUGUCGCCCCCCACGCCAGCGUAUCUCCUGUGUUUGAAAGGUUGACGUGCAUUUGUUUUGUUGCGCGCUGCGUGUCGAUGCGUGUCGUCCGAUUGAUUCUCAUCCCCGCUAUGUAUGUGUGUGGCCUUGUCCGUUGUAGCUCGCGAUACCAUUGUAGUAGUUGAAGUUUUUCCUUGCUGUUGUGUUCGGGUUCCCGAAACGUGUCGGUCGGCACCGAAACGACUCUUUCUAGAGUAGUAGCGGUGGGCGAUGUGUUGUGUCUUCCCGUGUUUGUUGUGUGUUUUCAGAAAGGAGAAUGGCAGCCAACGUUUUAGCCUUCCGGCGCCGAAGCACGCGUACUAUAUACUUGGUAAUGUUUUUGUCUAGACUAAUGUACGCCAACAGCGGGUUCUCCGUAGAUCCUCGUUAUCCCGAAAGGCGGUCAUGAUUGCUGUACUAUGCACGUGGCAUGGAGGCUGGCGAAAGGCAAGAAAAGAGGGCGGGGGGAGGGGGGGGGGGUCCGGUUGGAAAUUCGUCCGUUGUCUCGUUAUUGCAUUCUUGUCAUGUAUUUUGAUGUCUGUCUCCUUUGCUUGUCUGUCUAGUCUGUCACGUCACCAGUCAGUCAGUCAGUCAGUCAGUGAACGCACGAGGAAUCCAACACAGUUGGGCACGCGGUGUACUGUGCGUUGUUACAGCCGGAUGGUGGUACCUUUACGAUUCUACUUCACCCACUACUGCUGUCGGUGAUUUGACUCAGUCGAUGCAUAAACUUUUGUGUCCCUUUCGGCCCGGUUGAUUGUGCGAGGGCGUGUCGAUAGUGGUCGCGGACGGGGGUGGGGGCAGUACGCUGUCCAGUUUUCUUUUCUAAUGUCGAGGGACAGAGAUUUUCUUUUUUUUGUUAUCAAGUACCGACAGAGAAUGGUGACCGACGGUUCUUGUUGUAAGAUACAGGAAGUGACACGACAACCGACAAAAAACGUGUUUAGUAGCUUCUGUGAGCGUUGUAUUGUAAUAGUCUGUUCCCUUCCCGUAUGUUGCACCGCCCAUGCCUUAUGCAAAGUUUCGUGCAACACUCGAUGUUGUUCCCCUUAUCGAUAGACAAGAGUUCUGUGUGUUUUUUCUCGAUCGGAGCGCGGUCCGCUUGCUGCGUGGUGGGGGUCAUUUGCUGUCUUCUUUUUUUGUCUUGUUCGGAGAGUGGCGAGGCGAGGCGGGUCGGUGCACGAAACCGCCAUGCCGUUUCGCACGGGCGAGCCAGCCGUCCGUUGUGCAGAAUUUUUCGGUGCGUUUUCCUAGAUUUUAAUGACCCUUUCACGAGGGGUUACUCGCGACAGGCGGGCGAUGAACUGCUGUGCCUUGGUGUGACGGAAUGCCAACGGGCUGACGAUCCCCCCAGGCGGUGGUGGUCGAUGGCAGAACUCUUCUUGCAAGCAGCGAAAAGACCGGGCGCAUUUCCGCGAGGUGGACGCGUCUCCUGGCCGUCCUUCCUGUAUUUAUUGAAAAUGAUAAGAGUCGUUGUUGUCGUGAUGUUGACUUUCUGUUUUUGAGGAUUCCCUUGUACUUCUUUCGCAUUUGGGUUUUAACGGGGGGGGGGGGGGGGUCACAGGGCUUGCGAUUGGCGGACUCCCUUAUUGCGCGUGGCGCACGUGGUGCCGGGCGUCUUGUCGUAGUUUGAAUUUUUUUUUCUUCUUUCUUUUUACGAAAGCAAACAAAACACCGUUGGCUUGCUAUAAUUGCAAGUUCGGGGUGAAGUUUGAGUGGAGAGGUCAAAACUGGUGCGGCUGAACUACGCGCGAGACUGCUGCGUCGCCGCGUCAUAUCGGCAAAGCGAGGGGAGAAGCGGGAAAGGAGUUUGCUUCUCGCUUGGUUGUUUGGGACCUUGACUCUCAGUUUGAAAACGAAAACAAGAAGAUCUACUCGCGUUUGGGGGACAAGGAGCAGCGUAGGCGGCGGCGACUUCUUUUAGAUUUUCUUGCCUUCCUGAGUAUAGAUAUAGCGCAAGGGAAAAGCAAUUUGUGG